GAUUGAAGUAGUGUAACAUAAUUAUUUCUUGCUAUAGUCUAUCCAAUAUUAUUUACCCCAAGAAAAUAUUAUAAUAUUUUUUUUUUUAAUGAAAUUUGAAAAUUUUUAUUCACCCAUUAACGGUCAAUGCGAGUGAAAGUUUUUUUUAAAAAACUUGUACCUUUUUUUUUCAAAAAUUAAGGCUAUGAAAAUUCCAAAAAAUACUACAAUCAUACUUCCGUUGUGAGUCAAACAUGGAAUUGCCAAUAAUGAGUAGUACAAUGUUCGAAAAUUAUCUGCUCUAGGAAAUCACGUUUUUAUCAUAUCCUCAGUUGCCGUCAGAACAUACUAUCUGCGCGUGCAAAACACUUUCCAAUAUUAUCUAAACACGUAUUUCUACACAUGCCAAAACACAAAGCGUGCUAAGCACGUUCCUUACAAUUACGUGCAAUUGAACCCAAAGUUCCAAAAAAAAUAAUGCAGAUAAUAAUAUUUACAAAGGAAAAAAGGGAGGAAAGAUAGAAAGAAUCAUAAGAAAAUCGAUCAAAUAGGGUGUCUGAAAAAAAUCUUUGUUUGCAAAUCCAAAAAGCCCAAGCAGAUUUUUGGAAGAGAAAAUCAGAAGAAAAUGUGUUGAAAAUGCAACAAAAAAAUUCCAUACCGAGAGAGAAAUAGAAAGUGAAGAUAUAAGGAGAAAGAAGCUCGAGUUCGAAAGAAGAUCGCAAAACGAUAUUUUGUUUUCUUUUCUGAGGAAAUUUUCUUCCACUUUCUCGAGCUCCAAACAGGUUGUGAUUUGAAUUUCAUUGAUUGAAUUUUGGAGAGACAAGUUUAAAUCUUUGAGCUUUGUGUUGCAAAGAUGCGUUUUAUAUUGGUGUCUGUGGGUCUUUCUGGAGAUAGUGGAACAUCUUUGGUAGGGUUAUGGAAAGUGGGUUCUUGGAAAUGGAGCAAAGACAUCCUAAUUUAGUUGGAGUUUUUGGGUUAAAGGAAGGUGUAUGUAUCUGCAUUUUUUGGUCAAAUAAUUUGGUUAUGGAUUUUCAGCGGUGAACAAUGCAACCGCCAAAUCAGCAUUUGCGGAUCAAUCUUACUGAGUUGAAAGCUCAGUUAAUAAAAAGACUUGGCCUUGAGAGAUCAAAACAAUACUUUCAUUAUUUGAAUAAACUGUUGAGCUUAAAGCUUAGCAAGGUUGAGUUCAAUAAGGUUUGUUUUCGCGUUCUUGGGAGAGAGAAUGUUAGACUACACAAUCUCUUAAUCUGCUCAAUAUUGAAAAAUGCUUGUAAUGCGAAAGUCCCGCCACAGCCGGUGACUGGUCAUGACAGUCAGCAAAUUGGGGAUGUUCUAUUGUCACCUCAGAAAGAAAGAUCCAGUGCAUCCGCUAGGCUUAAUGCCAAAUUUGAUUCUUCUUCUCAUGAAUCGACAAUAACUAAUCACAUUGUUGUAUCUGAGAAUGUGGAUCCGACUUCUCAUGAUACAUGGAAGCCGGUGCAGCAUCAUCAAGAAGUCUCGGGCAAAGCAGAUAAUGGAAGGGAUGUUCUGCUUCCCGACCCUGAGAAAUUACCUUUAAUGAAGGGAUCAGUUGAUGGUUUUCUUUCUGGAGAUAGCAGAGAUCAAAGUGAAGUAUUGGUUGUUGAAGAUGGAAAGGGGUCAUGUGCUAGAAGUUCAUUGCAAGCACCACUUGGAAUUCCAUUAUUCUCUGGUAGCAUUUCUGGGGCCCAAAGGGCUUUACCUUCUGCGAGGAGUGCUAGAUAUGCCAAGUCAUAUGAUAUAGGUGGAUUGCUUGACUCUGGGACACUGAGGGAACGCAUGCAACAAAUUGCUGCAUUGGAGGGCCUUGGAGGUGUGUCGGUGGACUGUGCCAAUAUAUUGAACAAUGGAUUGGAUGUCUACCUAAAGAGGUUAAUUAGGAUGAGCAUUGAGCUAGUAGGAACAAGGCAUGAAUGUUUUCUGGGAAAAAACAGCACAGUCAAGCAGCAUUCUUAUGGGAAGGUUGUUAAUGGUGUCUCAGCAAGUGACCAUAAUCAGGUUCAAAAUAGCAGUUGGGAUUUGGAAGGGAUAAAUGAACAUAGAUCCCACAAACUGAUUUCUUUGCUGGAUUUCAAGGUUGCAAUGGAACUGAACCCACAGAGGCUUGGAGAAGACCGGCCACUACUGCUUGAGAAGAUACACACGCAUCCCUUCGAGGAAUAACAUGUCAGGAACUUAUGAGUCUGUCAGAAUAAUUGCUUUGGUAACUUCAGGUCCAAAGGUUCCCAAAAGGAGAAAUAAAUUUUCCUGGGUAUCAAUGAUGCAUUGGAUACUCUUUUGUGCCCCUCUUGAUCAGGUACAGCCUUUAGGAUAAAACUAUGCCCCCUAAAAGAUGAAUUCGGAAAGGGAUAAGUAGAACAACGAACCCAUAUUUGGUUGCCCUGCUGUACCUUUAGCAUAAUUUUGGUUCACUCAGUUUUUUCUGUAAUUUAUAUAGCCCAUUAGGGAAUAUUAUUAUAACAGUUUUGCAGGAAUAAUAUUUUUAGCUUAGGAGGCAGACAAAAUUGCAUGAUGUAAAGUUCCAAUGUAUGUACUUGCAACAGUUACAUCCAGUUGGAAUCUUCACAUCAAAAGUUAUGCUCACUUGACCAUUCUUGCUAAUUUUAACCAUUUUCUUUACUAUUCAAUGAACUAAUGUCAUAUUUAGUUGUGUUGAU
Messenger RNA from Durio zibethinus, 2654 nucleotides. RefSeq lists its product as uncharacterized. Gene Ontology annotation, biological process: regulation of transcription by RNA polymerase II. The record is from RefSeq and is a predicted model, not a curated record. Lineage: Eukaryota; Viridiplantae; Streptophyta; Magnoliopsida; Malvales; Malvaceae. Gene Ontology annotation, cellular component: SAGA complex. Gene Ontology annotation, molecular function: transcription coactivator activity.